GAGCACUUGCACUCUUCACUGUCUUCCUGCAAUUGUCUGAAGGCUGGAUUUUGUUUUUGUCUCCCUCCCAACAGCAGUUGUUACUUGCUCGCAGUGUUGCAGAGCAGCUUAUCUGCGUGCCCCAGAAGGGUGGGACUCACAAAGAUCACAGGCUUUUUACAAUGAGCCAAAGCCAGCCUGCUGACUACAAGGAAAUUUGCUGAGGGUUUCAGCCAUGCGGGCUUUGGCAAAGGCAGUGAUUGCACUGGUGGGACCCAGCUGAGUCCAGAGCAGCCACUUCCACUGCUGGGAACAAGUGAGCAUCCCUUCACCCUGGAAAACCGCUGCUUGUGUCGCAGUGCUGUGCAUCUCUGCUGUCCUGUGUUGCGACAGGCAGCAGCAGGAGGAUGCAGUGCUGUUCCUGGACACUUGGGUCGCAGGUACUCAGUGCCCACAGCCCCAGAGCUGGGAGUGAGCCUUGAUGUGACUUGGGACCGCUCGCUUAAAGCCUUUCACUCCGCACCUGCCCCCUCUGCACGUUCACUGUGCUUACCCACGUGUUUCAUCAAGUUACUGCAAAGCCUGUAGGAGUCCAAACUCAUUCUUUUCAAGGCUCAGAAUACACCCUUGUGUUCCCGAGGCAAAGGAAGGCAUCAAUUUGUCUAGUUUUUUUGCCUGGAGUCUCUGCGAUGGAUGAUGGAGCAGAGUCUCUGCUGACUGUGCAUCUCUUCACCCAUUUGGGACACUCAUUUCCUCUGCAGCAGACUCUGGAUCGGCUUUUGGACUGGCUCUGCCUGGACAUUCGCCUUUUCCUGGUGUCUGAGCGAACUCCUCCGCUGAAAUACUACGAGAGGUACCGCAAGAGGAGCUGCAGCUUUCCUGGAAUAUCCAUCCUCGUUUUCCUGCACGAGGACUUGGGAGAAGAACGGAUUUUCCAGGUCCACGAGCAAUUCCAGCGCCCUCCCUGGCGCUACCAGCGUGCCCAGUUUGCCAAUGGGCAGAGCCCUCCCUGUGCCCCGUGCCAGCAGGACUUCUACGGGCUGGACGAGCAGCUGCCCGUGUGGGGCGUCAGGCGGGCGCAACGCGGCCCCGAAAUCCUGCGGGUCACCCUCUACUGCAGCUUUGACAACUACGAGGACGCAGUCAGGCUCUACGAGCUGAUCCUCCAGAAGGAAGGCACUCUGCAGAAGAGCACUCUGUGUGUCUUCGUGCUGCACGCCACCCCAGACGUGGCCGUGCAGCUGUGCCUGAAGCAGCUGCCCCUGGGGGUGACGGCCGAGCCCCCCGACUCGGCAGCCCUGCAGUUCAGGGUGCAGGAAAUCGGGCAGCUGGUGCCCCUCCUGCCCAACCCCUGUGUUCCCAUCAGCAGCACCAGGUGGCAAACACAGGACUACGAAGGAAACACAAUUCUGCUCAAGGUUCAAAGCAGCUCCAGGACCCCUGAAACAAACAUCGGGCUUUCCCAGCAGCACCGUAAUACAGGCAGUGGACGAAUCCCGCAGGAGUGUGUGCCAGCCCCUCUCUCUGUAAAACAGGGUCACCCUGGGCGGGGAAGCCAUGAGCUCAGAGCUCUGAAGGGUAAAGCAAAGCCUGAGGCGAGUGCAGGCCUCGCCUGUGGGCGGGCGGGCAGUGCCGCCCCGAGGCCCGUGCGCUCCGCUCCCGGGGCAGCAGCGCGGCCGUGCCGGGCGCCGCUCCGCGGGCAGGCGGGCGGGAGCCUGCGGCCUCCUCUGCCGGAGACCAGCGCGGGCACCGGGCUGGCCCUGCCGAGCCCCGGCCCGCUCAGCCUGCUCCCCGGGGCCCUGCGGAGCAGCCUCCUGCCGCUGCCGGCCCCCGGGGCAGCGGCCGCGGCCGGGAGGGGCCGAGCAGCGCCCGGAGCCCCGCGCUGCCCCCCGCCCGCACCGGCCAGCCCGGCACGGCCCGCACGGGAGGAGGAGGAGGAGGAGGAAUUCUUCAUAUGACCGAAACCAUGCCUGCCUGACGGACUCCUCCUUGCCGAAGGACAGCGGACCGCUUUUGGAUGUGCUGUGACUGCUGCUGCUCAGGGUGUACCUCUGUGUGACUGCUGCCGCCCUGUCGCUGUCACACCCCACUGGGGGUCCCUGAGGCAGACACUGAAUUUCCACGGAGAGCUGCUAAGGAGGCUGCAGGAAAACUAAAGCUGUAUUUA
Pyrgilauda ruficollis (rufous-necked snowfinch) is the source of this 2146-nucleotide messenger RNA. RefSeq names its product family with sequence similarity 124 member B (gene FAM124B). The record is from RefSeq and is a predicted model, not a curated record. Lineage: Eukaryota; Metazoa; Chordata; Aves; Passeriformes; Passeridae. The transcript is spliced from 3 exons. Bases 669 to 1937 code for a protein of 422 amino acids. Gene Ontology annotation, cellular component: nucleoplasm.